This is a messenger RNA of Gymnodraco acuticeps, 1744 nucleotides long. It is a transcript of the gene dph2, whose product is annotated as diphthamide biosynthesis 2. Gene Ontology annotation, biological process: protein histidyl modification to diphthamide. The transcript has 7 exons. NCBI's taxonomy places the organism in Eukaryota, Metazoa, Chordata, Actinopteri, Perciformes, Bathydraconidae. Bases 145 to 1620 code for a protein of 491 amino acids. The record is from RefSeq and is a predicted model, not a curated record. Gene Ontology annotation, molecular function: 2-(3-amino-3-carboxypropyl)histidine synthase activity.
GUUUGAACCGGAAGUGCUUAUGGUAGAGCUGCUGUAGUGUACUUUACUGCUGCCGACACGUGUGUAGCUGUCAAAUAAGUGUUUAUUCGUCAACAACUUUCCACAUGACUUCUCUAUGCACUGUUCCGCGUUUUCUAUGCAACAAUGGCUGACGCAUUUAGUAGCAGCUCGGAGAACGUAAUUCAGCGUGUCGUGGAUGUUACGGUGGGGGAAAGCAAUCCUGUGGAAAAACUUGAAGAGUUGUAUCAGAUUAAGGACAUUUGUGGCUUUAUCACUGAGCAUCAAUUUGAAAAGGUUGCUCUGCAGUUUCCUGAUGAGCUGCUGGUGGAUGCAGUUGCAGUAGCAUUGGAGAUUGAGAGAAACAGCAAUGCCAAGCCAUUCAUUCUGGGAGAUACAUCCUACGGCAGUUGCUGUGUGGACGAGGUAGCUGCAGAACAUGUUGGAGCCGACUGCAUUGUGCACUAUGGCAGUGCUUGCCUCAGCCCGUCUAAAAGGCUGCCAUUGAUGUAUGUGUUUGAGAGACGACCGGUGGAUCUUGAGAAAUGCACUUCUGCCUUCAGAGAACUCUACCCAGACACACACAGUCACAUCAUCAUCCUCUAUGAUGUCAACUAUGUUCAUGCUAUUGAUGACCUUGUGGCACUCCUUUCACCAGAGUAUCCAAACCUAGUCGUCUCAGAACUUGUUGUGGAAGGGGAGCAGUGUUACAGCCAUGGUCGGAUAAAGAGACUACAUGAUGACACAUGUCUAUCAGAGGGAGAUAACAACCAGCUUAUUUAUCAGUUUGGAAGGCAGUUCUCCCUGACAAGUGGUUUAAGCAUCACGGAUUACAGUAUGUUCUAUGUAGGCCAAGAAGGAGCAAUUCUGACAAACUUCAUGAUGACUUGGAAUCGCUGCUCAUUUUGUUCUUUUGACCCCAUAAAAAUGACAGGGAGGACAGAGUCAGUCAGUAUCAACCGUGCCCUAAUGAAGCGUUAUUACGCUAUAGAAAGGGCCAAAGAUGCCAAUGUUGUUGGCAUUCUAGUUGGCACAUUAGGAGUGUCUGACUACCUCCAAAUCAUCCAGCAGUUGAAGGAGGCAAUUCAUGGAGCUGGCAAGAAGAGCUAUUUGUUUGCCAUGGGGAAAUUGAACGUGCCCAAACUGGCAAACUUUCUUGAAAUUGACAUUUUCGUGUUAAUCGCGUGUCCUGAGAACUCACUGCUGGACUCAAGUGAGUUCUAUAAACCUGUGGUAACACCAUUUGAGAUGGAGGUGGCCUGCAACAGGAAGAGGGAGUGGUCAGAGGAAUAUGUCACAGACUUUCGACAUCUCCUGCCAGGUGGACAGAGUCACGUGCCUUUGGCUGAUCAGCAGGAGGAGGGCAGUGAGACUGAUGUGUCUUUAAUCACUGGAGCUCUGCGGAGUCAGAAUCUGAUGAGCAGUGAGCCUGAAGUUUCCUCGUUCGGCUCUUCAGUGGUCCUCAGGAACCAGAUGCUCACUGUGGCCAACACCAACUCAGCUGCGUCUUUUCUGGCGGAACGAAGCUGGCGUGGCUUGGAGCAGAAUUUGGGAGCGACACCUGUGGUGAAGGCAGUAGAGGGCAGGAGAGGCAUAGCUAUUGCCUAUGAAGAGGAAGGAUAACUUACCAGUAGCACACAAGACUAUUUAAUCAUGCCUGAGGCAUUUAGAUGUAUAUUGCUGAAUUGAAUUACUCAAUGUAAGAAAUAAUUAAAUGUUUUUUUCAUAAAAUGUAUAUCAGAUAUCA